Molecule: messenger RNA, 360 nt
Organism: Peronospora matthiolae
Lineage: Eukaryota; Oomycota; Peronosporomycetes; Peronosporales; Peronosporaceae
Source: the annotation of a GenBank genome assembly
AUGACGCGCAGCUACAAGCAGAGGCCCCGGCGACUGUAUGAGAGGUUUAAUAAAGCACUUCUUGCUGAGCCAGCCAAGGCUCUACAAGACCUGCAGAUCACCGAGCCGUACGAACAGUCUACAGCGGUGGUUUCUUCUCGGCAAAUUCGCAGCCGAAUUGCAGAGUUCCGACGCAUGUGGCAGCGAGCUAGCGAGACUCUUCUUGUUCAGCACACGUACUGCCCCGGCGAGACAACCCGCCGCUUCUUUGCCCGGGUAGCGACCAAGUUUCAAGACAACACGAUCAUGGAUCUCGGCGGUCGAGAUUCGUACGGGCACACGCGUUAUCAAGAAAUCGCGGAAGAAAUGACAGAAGUUUAA